Molecule: messenger RNA, 402 nt
Organism: Brassica oleracea var. oleracea
Lineage: Eukaryota; Viridiplantae; Streptophyta; Magnoliopsida; Brassicales; Brassicaceae
Exons: 1
Coding region: 1-402 (133 amino acids)
Source: RefSeq, a predicted model, not a curated record
AUGAAUGAUUGGAAGAUACUCAGAUUCCAGGAUUUUAAAUCCGUGGAAGAAUACGAUUCUGCUGUAAUGAAAAUCGCCCAUAGUCUUGAACUAUGUGAUGAAGUGGUUACAAAUAAUGAUCUACUAUAUAAAACAUAUUCCACAUUUCAUCCAAAGGAUCGGUUGCUAUCAUAUACAGCUAAGGUUUUCACAACCUAUAAUGACCUAUUGUCAUACCUAUUGGCAACUGAGCAAAGAAAGCAGAAAGUUAAAGAUACCAUUGACAGAUUUGAGAAACUUCAGAAAAGAUGCAUUGAGCAACAAAACAGUGAGAUGAGAUAUCCUGAGGCAUUGGAUCAGGAUGAAUCCAAGAAAUCCGUGUGGAGUAAUAUAGAUUGUGAGGCCGGCUUAUACAUUGACUAA